AUGUCAUCACGCACGCGGUCCUCGCAGGCUUCGGAUGAUAAGACCGAUGCAAAGAUAGAUUGCGAUGCGGGCACAAAUCUGCUUUGUCGCAUUCGCAAUAUGUGGCAAUUUGCCAACUUUUGUCAAUGGGUCUACAUUUUCGGUAGAGCGGCCAACAUUGACGACUCCGUUGAUGUUGAGCAUAUAGAGGCCGAGUGCCUCAACCCACACUCUACCCUGUUGCCGGACCUUGCUCUUGCGGUCCUCAAGUUGGUGUCGUCGCAACGUGGGCUAACUCGCGAUGUACUCGACGACCAGAUGCGUAAGAUGUACACAUCCAAGGCACCCAAGGAGAGAAAUCCUUUCGGUAACGAGGAUAACGCUCACAAAUUUGCCGACUUCGAUGUAUUCACAAAGAUCCAAGUCCUUCAACGACUGACGCAAUGGGCCAUGAUUCGUCCAGAGCGCCUUCGUGAAAAGAUGGAUGAGCAGAGAGACGUUGAACAGGCCAGCUGGCGAAUCGAGCCGUACGGUUGGGACAAGGAAGACCGGACCUACUAUGUUCUGGAUGACAAUCGCGUAUACCGAUUGAGCGAACCCCCCCAAGCACCCCCUCGGACGAAAUCAAAAAAGGGUAAAGCAUUCCGAGCCCGACAACAAUCCGGCGCAAGGCGGAUGGCCAAUUCCGCAGAUCACAGGGUCGAAGGUGGCGGCAAGGUAGAGCCCGUUGAUGAUGGACUUGGAGGCCAUGUUUGGGAGUGCAUCGCCGUCACACUCCAGGAUGUAAGGAGGGUUCUGGAAAGUCUGUCCCGGACACGAGACGGAAAUGAAACAACGUUGCGAAAACAGCUGGAGAUGCACCUUGUCCCCAUCCUGGAAAAACAGGAGGAGUCACAAAAACGUCAUCAGCUGCAGAGAGAGCGAGAACUCCUCAACCUGGCCAAAAUGGCUAACGCGAAAAGGUCAAGCCGACUGGCGGGCAAGGCUGAGCUGCAAAAACAGAAAGUCAUGGACAUGGAAGCAGAGCGACAGAAAAGAGAGGCCGAGGAAACCAAGCGGAAGGAAGAAGCAGAGCGCUUGAAGUUGGAACGGGCGCGAGACUUCAGAAUGUUCUCGCGACAGCGCCGCUUGCAGGAACGAGAGACUCGCCGGCUUCAACAUGAAGAAGAGCUGGCACAACUGUCAGCGGAUAGUAAGAAUGCUCACACUACUGCUGGCCGAAUGUCAGAACGUCGACUACAAGCGGAGAUGCAGAAAAGCAGGCAAGCCCUCCAGGAUCUUGAGGAUGACUGCGAGGACUGGGUAUUCGACUGCACCUGCGGGUUGUAUGGACAAAUCGAUGACGGCACGCAUAGUGUCGCCUGUGAGAGGUGCAAUGUUUGGCAACACAGCAGGUGCCUGGGCAUUAGCAAGGACGAGGCCGAACGUCCCGAGUUCCGAUUCAUUUGCAGUCCCUGCAAGCGACGCGGUGAAGCCGACUUUGCCCCCCCUAGGACUGUGAUCAAGUUAAAGCUGAACCCGUCCGGCCGCUCCGUCACCAAUCCUACGCCUGCCGGGCAUACUGAUGUCUCGCCCGUCAUCCUGGGCCCUGAGGACCGCUUCAACACCAUGGAGCCGCUGGUCCGAUCUCCCGUCUCCACGGGUCGAGACCCUUCUAUGCCCAUGAUGGGACAACCAACACCACCUCAACCGCCAUCUGCCCAUGACGGGAUUACUACUUUGCACCACCUUAGCAUCAUCGGUAUGGCUCACACUGCGGGUGGAUCUCAUUUUCAGCCCACCACGGUGGGCAGGGCUGUGACGCAGAACGAGGCCAUUCGCAUCCAACCAACACAAUCUCCCUGCCUCGAUAGUGUCCAUGAUAGAGCUGCCAUCGCGGAGCUGGGAGUUUCUCGAACUUCAACGCCCGCCAAUCCCGCUGCGGCGACCGACAGCAAACAGCUGGCACGAAACGUCGAUCCAUCAAUCAUCGACGUGACCGCGCCAUCCACUAUGGACCGUCAGUUAAUCUUGGAGGUAUCCAACACUUCGCAUGAACCGGCCUACGGCGAGAAAAGCAGUGCCAGAGACAGCAACACAGUUCACAACCUAAAUAUUUUGACGGAGAAUGCUGCCGGAGCUGGCGGGGCCUAA
Messenger RNA from Drechmeria coniospora, 2112 nucleotides. RefSeq lists its product as uncharacterized. Gene Ontology annotation, cellular component: RSF complex. The transcript is spliced from 5 exons. The coding region runs from base 1 to 2112 and encodes 703 amino acids. Gene Ontology annotation, biological process: regulation of DNA-templated transcription. NCBI's taxonomy places the organism in Eukaryota, Fungi, Ascomycota, Sordariomycetes, Hypocreales, Ophiocordycipitaceae. The record is from RefSeq and is a predicted model, not a curated record.